Molecule: messenger RNA, 2512 nt
Organism: Xiphophorus hellerii (green swordtail)
Lineage: Eukaryota; Metazoa; Chordata; Actinopteri; Cyprinodontiformes; Poeciliidae
Gene: chrm5a
Product: cholinergic receptor, muscarinic 5a
Exons: 2
Coding region: 682-2286 (534 amino acids)
Biological process (GO): chemical synaptic transmission; adenylate cyclase-inhibiting G protein-coupled acetylcholine receptor signaling pathway; G protein-coupled receptor signaling pathway, coupled to cyclic nucleotide second messenger
Cellular component (GO): dendrite; synapse; plasma membrane
Molecular function (GO): G protein-coupled acetylcholine receptor activity; G protein-coupled serotonin receptor activity
Source: RefSeq, a predicted model, not a curated record
AGUCCACACUGCCUGCUCACUGUGCCGAAACAUGAUGAACCAUUCACCCCUAUGGGAAUUUCUCCUCCCAGCUUGCUAGCGUCAGCUACAUCUGUGUCUGUCAGCCUGAGUAGUUCCAGCAGCGGCAGCAUAGUGGCAGCAGCCGUGACUUGGCUCCGACAUCAGGCUGCCUCACUGUGCCAUUCUGCUUUAACUUGCCUGAGAGGGAGCACAGUGCGUCUCACUCUGCUCGCUCUUCAAGAAAAAGUUCUGUUCUGCAAUUUCUUUGGCUUCAGUGCAGAUUUGUUUCAAAUUCAUGAAUGAGAAAGGAAGGCAGCUUUGCUUUUAGAGGAGACUUUUUGGAGCUAUUUGGAGAGUGCUCUCCUUACGCAGGGAUGCCCAAAGCGUUCCGCUGUCCACCCUGCCCUUCAGACUGUUUCUUCUCCCCCUCUCUGUUCAGACUUUCCCCUCCGGAUCCCUUUGGCAUGCAAGGGUCAAGUCAGCAGGAUUUCUCUUCCACCAGAGUUCUCUUCAGCUGUGUUAUGAUCCUGUUCCUCGGUGCCACAAUUGACCCAAAAGCUUCCCAGGCAAAACAAAAGGAUUAACUGUGAACUUUGCUCCCUUGGACAGCCAACACUGAGACCUGAUCAAAGUCAAUUAUGCUUUUGCCUCACAUGGAAGAUCCAAACAUGCUUAUGAUGGAUGGAUGCCUGUAAUAUCCAGAAGACCAUGGAAGGAGAAAACCUAGUAAACUUCACCAGAAAUAACACUACAAAAGACGUCCACCUGGUCACUCACAGUCUUUGGGAGGUGAUUACCAUUGCGACUGUGUCUGCCAUUGUCAGCCUCAUCACCAUUGUGGGCAAUGUUCUUGUAAUGGUCUCCUUUAAAGUCAAUAGUCAACUGAAGACAGUGAACAAUUACUACUUACUGAGUCUGGCAGCAGCAGACCUCAUCAUAGGGGUUUUUUCCAUGAAUUUGUACACCUCUUACAUCCUGAUGGGCUACUGGGCUUUAGGGGACCUUGCCUGUGAUCUGUGGUUAGCAGUGGACUACGUAGCCAGUAAUGCCUCUGUCAUGAACUUGCUUGUGAUCAGUUUUGACAGAUAUUUUUCCAUUACUCGGCCUCUGACUUACAGGGCCAAACGGACCCCUAGACGAGCUGGAAUUAUGAUAGGUUUAGCUUGGUUGGUGUCUCUGAUUUUGUGGGCCCCACCUAUUCUUUGUUGGCAAUAUUUUGUUGGGAAAAGAACUGUUCCUGAAAGGCAAUGCCAAAUUCAGUUUUUUUCUGAGCCCGUUAUAACAUUCGGGACAGCAAUUGCGGCCUUUUAUAUUCCUGUGUCGGUUAUGACAAUCCUCUACUGUCGGAUCUACAAGGAAACAGAGAAGAGGACAAAAGAUCUGGCAGAACUUCAGGGCGUUAAUUAUCAAUUGGACUCCGGUGAGGCACAGCCUCAGAAGACCAUCAUAAGAUCAUGUUUUAGUUGUAAACUGAGAUCAACUUCACAUGAUCAGAACCAAGCCUCCUGGUCAUCUUCCAGCAGGAGCCAUGCCAAAUCCACUGGAUCCACUAGUGAUGAGUGGUCCAAAGCCGGUCAGUUGACCACCUUCAAUAGCUACGCCUCUUCUGAGGAUGAGGACAGGCCAAUGUCUCCGGUGGGGCACAAGCCCUCCGUCAGGAAUCAGGCUUGCGAAGCAAACAGAAUUAUUGUGGGAAGUGAGAGUGAGCAGCUCAGCAGUUUUGAUGAUGACAGCUUCUUCCAGGCACGUCCCAAAAGCAGCUCUCAAAAGAGUAGCAAAUGUGUGUCCUACAAGUUUAAACCUGUGCCCAAAGAUGGUCACGUGGAACACCAGAGCAAAAACGGAAACACCAAGUUGGUGUCCUCAACUUUCUCCUCAGCUGAAUCUAUGAGCGUUCCCUCAACGUCCUCAGUGUCCAAGCCUACAGACACAUCUCUGAAAAGCCAGAUCACCAAGAGAAAAAGGAUGGUGCUGAUCAAAGAGAGGAAGGCAGCUCAGACUCUCAGUGCUAUCUUACUGGCAUUUAUCCUUACAUGGACCCCUUACAACAUCAUGGUGUUGAUUUCCACCUUCUGCUCAGACUGUAUCCCACUCUCCCUCUGGCACCUGGGCUACUGGCUGUGCUAUGUCAACAGUACCGUUAACCCCAUGUGCUAUGCCCUGUGCAACAAGAACUUUCAAAAGACAUUCCGCAUGCUGCUGCUCUGUCAGUGGAAAAAGAAAAGAAUUGAGGAGAAACUGUACUGGUAUGGACAGAACCCUGCAGUUAACUCCAAGCUCACAUGAUUGACUUUUUUUGUAAGUUCUGGGAUCUUACCAACAAUCUUGGCUUUGUAAACUUGGACUCUACAUGUUAGUGUUAAUCAAUUCAGCUGGUGUCAUGAAGAGUAACUGCUGCUAAAAUCCUUCAAAAAGAAUGACUAUAUCCAGUGUUUUACAAACGUCAAAGUUUUUCACAUUUUGUUAUUUAACUGCAAACUCUAUUGUUUUCCAUUGGGAUGUUUUGUAGGAA